Fusarium vanettenii 77-13-4 is the source of this 1341-nucleotide messenger RNA. RefSeq lists its product as uncharacterized. The transcript is spliced from 2 exons. The coding region runs from base 1 to 1341 and encodes 446 amino acids. The record is from RefSeq and is a predicted model, not a curated record. Gene Ontology annotation, cellular component: cytoplasm. Gene Ontology annotation, biological process: 'de novo' L-methionine biosynthetic process; transsulfuration. Lineage: Eukaryota; Fungi; Ascomycota; Sordariomycetes; Hypocreales; Nectriaceae. Gene Ontology annotation, molecular function: pyridoxal phosphate binding.
AUGUCCGCUCCAUCUCCAAACGAGCCCGCAAAGUCGAGCAACCCGCUCAAGCGAGUUGACAACGAAGGCCACGACUUGCCUCCCUCCCCCGCGCCCUCGAGCCCCCGCAACGGUCGUCGGCGCUACGCCCUUGCCACGGAACUCGUCUAUACUGAUAGCAAGGACCAGUAUGGCGCCUCCAGCGUCCCUAUCUACCAGUCUGCCACCUUUAAGCAGAGCUCUGCCAAUGGCGGCCAGCAGGAAUACGACUAUACGCGCUCCGGAAACCCUACUCGCACUCACCUCGAGCGACACCUAGCCAAGAUUAUGAACGCCUCUCGGGCUCUCGCCAUCAGCUCCGGCAUGGGCGCUCUCGAUGUUAUUACCCGCCUGCUUCGUCCUGGAGACGAGGUCAUUACCGGCGACGAUCUUUAUGGUGGCAGCCACCGUCUUCUCACUUACUUGGCUGCCAACCAGGGCAUUAUUGUUCACCACGUCGACACCACCACCGUUGAUAGCGUGCGAGCACGCAUUUCAGAGAAGACCGCCAUGGUUCUGCUCGAGACCCCUACCAACCCCCUGAUCAAAGUUGUCGAUAUCCCGUCCAUUGCCCGUUUGGCUCACGAGGUCAACCCCAAGGCCCUGGUCGUUGUCGAUAACACCAUGCUCUCGCCUAUGCUCUUCAACCCCCUCGACGUUGGCGCCGACAUUGUCUACGAGUCCGGAACCAAGUACCUGUCGGGCCAUCACGACAUCAUGGCUGGCGUGAUUGCCAUGAAUGACACCCAGAUCGGGGAUAAGCUUUUCUUCGUCAUUAACUCGACUGGCUGCGGUCUGUCACCCAAUGAUUCGUUCCUCCUCAUGCGGGGCGUCAAGACUCUGGCUAUUCGAAUGGAGAAGCAGCAAUCCAACGCUCAAGCCAUUGCCGAGUUCCUCGAGUCUCGUGGAUUCCGAGUCCGAUACCCUGGCCUCAAGUCUCACCCCCAGUAUGACCUGCAUUGGUCUAUGGCCCGCGGUGCUGGUGCUGUUCUCUCUUUUGAGACUGGUGAUCCCGCUGUUUCGGAGCGCAUCGUGGAAGCUGCCCGACUCUGGGCCAUCAGCGUCAGCUUUGGCUGUGUCAACAGCUUGAUCAGCAUGCCUUGCCAGAUGAGCCAUGCCAGUAUCGAUGCCAAGACACGAGCAGAGCGACAGAUGCCGGAGGAUAUUAUCCGACUGUGCGUCGGAAUUGAGGAUGUUAACGAUCUUAUUGAGGACCUUUCCCGCGCUCUCGUCCAAGCCGGCGCUGUGACUGUGACUAUGGAUGGUUUCCACGCAGCCGGAGCUGCCAAGGAGCUGGGAGAGACUCCCCUCACCAUUCGAUGA